Molecule: messenger RNA, 2422 nt
Organism: Alosa alosa (allis shad)
Lineage: Eukaryota; Metazoa; Chordata; Actinopteri; Clupeiformes; Clupeidae
Gene: plbd1a
Product: phospholipase B domain containing 1a
Exons: 11
Coding region: 332-1945 (537 amino acids)
Biological process (GO): phospholipid catabolic process
Cellular component (GO): extracellular region
Molecular function (GO): glycerophospholipase activity
Source: RefSeq, a predicted model, not a curated record
CUAAUGGAUAAGGCACUGGCCUCCUAAGCCAGGGAUUGUGGGUUCGAGUCCCAUCUGGGGUGAAACAUUUUUCACUAUGAUUGAAACAAAUAGCACUAUGCAAGCACAGUUGGUUGUCUUGUUAUAUCGGAAUCUGAAAAAAAAUGUCCUCGUAGAGAAUUCCCAGAAUUCACAUAGAUCGCUGACAACCAAUUGGAAUACGUCCUAAUCUGUUCAACCAAUAAACACCUUUCCCUCUCCACAAGCUAACAACUUUCAUUUCCCGAAGUCUCAGUCUUGGUUCUCCUUUUACCACAAACUUCAGGCUACCGGGGUCUGUUCCGUCGAAGACAUGGGUGUAGAAAAACAGUUAUUAAUAACUUAUCUAGUGUUAGUGACAAUAACUUUCGUCGCAGCAGAAAGACUACGAUUGGCCACCGCCUACUGGGAUGCUACCCAUAAAGCUGUACUCUUGAAAGACGGAGUGUUGGAGAAAGAAGGAGAUGCUUAUGGAUUUUUCAACGACUCGCUUUCCAACACCGGCUGGGGAGUUCUGGAGCUACGAGCAGGUUAUGGAAAGACCCAAGAAAGGGACGAUGUCACCUAUUUUCUCGCAGGAUACCUAGAAGGUUUCCUCACAGCUGAGAAGAUGUAUGAUAACUACAACAAUCUGUACCCCCAGCUGAUCAAAGACUCAAAGACGCUGAUGGUUGUGAAGGAUUUCAUGAAUAAGCAAGACAAUUGGACCAGGCAACAGGUUAAACUGAACAAGGCUGAUCCAAUCUGGCAGCAUGCGGGCUUCUUAGUGGCUCAGACAGAUGGCCUUCAAGCAGGGGUUGCCCAUUGGGCCAAAAGCCAAGGGAAAACUCCGUUGUCAUUGUUUGCAGUGCAGUUCCUGAAUGCAGUAGGAGACCUGUUGGACCUGAUCCCUGCCCUGGUGCAUGGACCAAAACUGUCUCUUGGAGAUUACAGACAGCCACCCAUGGGUCACUGCUCUGCUCUGAUUAAGAUGCUGCCAGGCUUUGAGAACCUCCUGUUUGCCCACUCCAGCUGGUACACGUAUGCUGCCACACUGCGUAUCUACAAACACUGGGACUUCAACGUGCAAGAGGCAUCGACAGCCACCGGCAAGAUGUCCUUCAGCAGCUACCCUGGUUUCCUGGUGUCUCUGGAUGACUUUUACCUCCUGGGCAGUGGCCUGAUCAUGACUCAGACCACCAACAAUGUGUUCAACGCCACCCUGUUCUCGCUGAUUAAACCCAACACCCUGUUUGCCUGGCAGAGGGUGCGGCUGGCCCACGCCCUGGCCCACACUGGCGAGGAAUGGGCAACGCUCUUCUCCAAACACAACUCCGGCACCUACAAUAACCAGUACAUGAUAGUGGACACGAGUAAAGUGACCCUUGGGGAGCAGAUUGAGGACUGGGCCCUGACAGUGGUCGAACAGAUCCCCGGCCUGGUGGAGUACUCAGACCAGACCCAGGCCUUGCGCCGAGGUUAUUGGCCCUCCUAUAAUGUGCCCUUCCAUGCUGAGGUCUAUGCACGCAGUGGCUACAAGGAGAUGUGGGAGAAGCACGGGGCGGACUUCUCUUAUGACCUCUGCCCCAGAGCCAAGAUCUUCCGCCGGGACCAGGCCGGCGUGACUGACCUGGACUCUCUGAAGCACAUCAUGAGAUACAAUGAUUAUAAAAAUGACCCUUACUCUAAGGGCAAUCCAUGCAAGACCAUCUGCUGCCGCAAUGACUUGCAAGAGUUGAAACCCUCACCAGGAGGAUGCUAUGAUACCAAGGUGACUGACUUUGGCCGGGCUAAGAAGUUAAUUGCGGAGGCGGUGAACGGGCCCACCACACAGGGCGGGCUCCCUCCCUUCUCAUGGGACCGCUUCAACAGCACCAUGCACCAGGGCCUGCCCCCCGUCUACAACUUCACCUUCGUCACCAUGCAGCCUGUGCUCUUCACACCCUGAUCAGGCCGGGGACAGGCAGGCAGGUCCACGUGCAUGUGCCAGGGUGGGGUUGGAUGGGUGCUGGGGCCGCCAGGGGAGCUCAGGGAGGAGAAGGAAACGAAUCGUGAAUCAAAAAGCCAUAGGAGGAAGCAUAUUGAAAUUUCUUUUCAUCUUUUAAAGGCCAACCAAUUGAUUGUGUGUGUGUGUGCGUGCGCAUGCGUGCUGGCAAACCUGUGUUUGUGUUUGGGUAUAUGUGUUUUGUCCAGGACUAGUUGAUUGUCAGUUGGGAGUGCUGCAGUUUGACAGCAGGAAGCACCACUGUGCAUGACCUCUGUGUCUUUGACUAGAGAUUAUAGAUGAUUAUUGACGAUAGAUUAUAUUUUAUAAUGCUUUAAUUAGUCCAAUGUCUUGGUUUCUAAGUGGGUGCUUCUAUGAUACAACCACUUGACAUUUUGCACCUUUUUUAUUUUAUGAUGGUUAAAUAAAUAUGAAGAAGAA